GUGAACAAGAUAAAAUAAACAAAUUCCCUCACUUUUCACACUCACAGUUCCUACUUUCCAAUUUCCUUAAUAAUACAAACAAAAACAUACCAAACUAUUUUCCUCUGAAUUUCUCAUCUUUCCCUGCACCGAUCUGCCUUUACUUAGUUUCUACAUUUCCUUCUCUCUUUUAUUUUUUUCUCGAUUUUCUUGGUAGUUCACUGAGGUCCUUUUAUUAGUCAUUCGUUUUUUUUGUGUGUGUGGGGAAAGAAUUGGUACGCAUUUGAGAAGAAGCUGAAAUGGAAACUGGGUCGAACUCAGAUUCACUAGACAAGGCAGAGACUUCAAAUGGAAGAGGCAACAAGCUUGGUUCAAUGUUACCAAAGAUUGAACCUUUUGUGCCUAAAAAAGAUCAAAACCAUAACCCAAGAGAGUUAAGAUCUUGGGCUAAAAGAACCGGUUUCGUCUCUCACUUAUCUGGAGAAACCGGCACUGCUAGUUCUACUGAAAGAUUCGACAGUUCCACUGGGUUUCAUGUGGGAAAAAGUGGCCGUGAUCAAAGAGCAGGCGGGUCAUCUCCGAAAAUAGAGAUUGAUCCGGUUUUGGGCCGGACUAGACCCAAUAUGGGUGUUGAAAUUGAAAUGGAUUCAGGUUCUGGGUCCGGAUCCAGACAAGGAAGGAAGACAGUUGCAGAUGGGAAUGGUUUGGGAGAGAAAGUUGAGGAAAGGAAAGUUGGGUUAAACGGGAAUGGGGUGGAAAAUGGGAAUGGGAAUGGGAAAGGAAAUGGAGUUGCAAGUGUUACACCACUAGUUGUUGAAGAGAAGGAUGAGGAAGGAAAGGGUGGAAGGGAUGUGGAAAUUGGGAUGUAUCCAGAAGGUGAAGAGCAGGGUCAUGAAGGGGGGAAUGGUCAUCAUCCCGGGUUGAAGGUUGGGUUGAGAGAUAAUCCGGGUUUUGGAGCACUAAUAUAUUAUGGCCUGCAGCACUUUUUAUCAUUGGCGGGUUCGCUUAUAUUCAUUCCAUCAGUUAUGGUACCAGCCAUGGGCGGAACAGAUAAAGAUACUGCCAGUGUGAUUUCUACAAUGCUGCUAGUUUCUGGCAUUAGUACAAUUCUGCACUCCUACUUUGGCACCCGGCUUCCAUUAGUUCAAGGAAGUUCAUUCAUCUAUCUGGCACCAGCGCUAGUUAUCAUCAAUGCUCGGGAUUAUAGAAAUCUCACAGAACAUAAAUUCAGGCACAUAAUGAGAGAGCUGCAAGGAGCUAUUAUUGUUGGUUCAAUAUUCCAAAGUAUCUUAGGAUUCAGUGGAUUGAUGUCUCUUUUACUGAGAUGGAUUAACCCAGUUGUGGUUGCACCAACUGUUGCCGCUGUGGGUUUAGCAUUCUUUAGUUAUGGCUUUCCACAAGCUGGUAGUUGUAUAGAAGUCAGUGUUCCCUUGUUAUUGUUGGUUCUUAUAUGUACCCUGUAUCUUCGAGGAAUAUCCAUUUUUGGGCACCGAUUGUUUCGAAUAUAUGCAGUUCCUCUUAGUGUUACAAUCACAUGGAUAUAUGCAUUCUUUCUGACAGCCGGAGGAGCUUAUGAUUAUAAAGGAUGCAGUCCCGACAUUCCCAGUUCAAACAUUUUAGUUGAUGAGUGUAGAAAACAUGCAUAUACCAUGAAGCAUUGCAGAGCUGAUGCUUCAAAUGCAUGGAGAACUGCUGCAUGGGUCAGAAUUCCGUACCCUUUACAGUGGGGUGUCCCUAUCUUCCAUUUCCGGACGUCUUUGAUUAUGAUCAUUGUGUCACUUGUUGCUUCGGUAGAUUCGCAGGUCGGAACAUAUCACUCUGCCUCUUUGCUAGUCAGUUCGAAGCCUCCAACUCCUGGAGUAGUUAGCAGAGGCAUUGCUUUGGAAGGUUUCUGUAGCCUGCUUGCUGGAAUUUGGGGUUCGGGUACUGGCUCAACAACUUUGACAGAGAAUACACAUACGAUAAACAUAACAAAGAUGGCAAGCCGAAGAGCUUUGGUAUUUGGGGCACUUUUCUUGAUCCUCUUCUCAAUUGUAGGAAAAGUGGGUGCAAUUCUUGCUUCAAUACCACUGUCCUUGGCUGCUGCAAUUUUGUGCUUCAUGUGGGCCCUUGUUGUGGCUGUAGGCCUCUCAACCUUGCAAUACACGCAAACAGCAAGUUUUAGGAACAUAACCAUAGUUGGGGUGUCCUUGUUUCUUGGUUUAUCCAUUCCUACUUAUUUCCAACAGUACCAACCCGAGUCAAUUUUGAUGCUGCCAAGUUAUUUUGUUCCGUAUGCAGCUGCAUCAGAUGGACCAGUCCACACCAUUAAUGAACAACUUGAUUUUUCUAUAAAUGCACUCUUGUCUAUGAGCAUGGUGGUUACACUCUUGGUAGCAUUUGUACUCGACAACACAGUUCCAGGCAGCCGGGACGAACGAGGGGUGUACAUUUGGUCAUGUGCUGAAGAUGUCGCAACUGAUCCAUCCUUGCAAUUGGAUUACUCUCUGCCAGGAAAAUUUUCCUCACUUUGUUGUCGUUCUAGCUGUUUGCGGGCAUAAUACUCAGCAAAAGGUAGCUUGUUCUUCAACUUGAAGUUUCUUUCCGAAAAGGUAAGUUUUGUUACGGAAGGGCACUUCCUCAAUAGUACGCAUAACCAAGCUCGAAGAUGGUUUGGCUAAGUGAGAGAGAUACAAGUACAUGAUAAUUCUUUGGCAACAAUAGAAUUAGUAAUAGCAUCUUUGUAACUGAUUGUUUCUACUUGAAAAGAAGGUAAUAUUCUUUUAAUGAAAUGUUUUCCUGUAUCCAUUUUCCAA
Molecule: messenger RNA, 2774 nt
Organism: Gossypium raimondii (Peruvian cotton)
Lineage: Eukaryota; Viridiplantae; Streptophyta; Magnoliopsida; Malvales; Malvaceae
Product: nucleobase-ascorbate transporter 11
Exons: 10
Coding region: 279-2519 (746 amino acids)
Biological process (GO): transmembrane transport
Cellular component (GO): plasma membrane
Molecular function (GO): transmembrane transporter activity
Source: RefSeq, a predicted model, not a curated record